UUAUGUAGCAAGUUUCCUAUUGGCUCCAGUGCUGACAGACGCGAUAACUCGAGAGCAAAACUCACUCCUGCACAGAGACAAACAUCUUUACAGAAGACAUGCUAUUCGUCACAACACGAGCAGGAACAGCUUGAGGUUUUGCCGCAGUCAUGUUUGAUUUAAAGGGAGGGUGGAAUCUGUCGUUCGCUGGAUGCGGGUUUUUAGGGAUCUAUCACAUCGGUGUUGCGAGCUGUCUUCUGGAGCAAGCGCCGUAUCUGAUCCGCGGGGCUACUAAGAUCUACGGAGCCUCUGCGGGGGCUCUCACUGCAUCCGUGCUCGCUACUGAGGCAUGUUUAGAGAAGUGUUGUGAAGAUGUCAUCAAUGUUGCCAAGGAGGCGCGGAAGCGUAAUCUGGGCCCUUUGCACCCAACAUUCAACAUAGUAAAGGUGAUACGUGGAGGCCUGUAUCGCGACCUGCCGUCCAAUGCGCAUACUCUAGCCUCUGGUCGACUGUGUGUGUCACUCACACGGGUCAUGGAUGCGCAAAAUGUUCUGGUGUCGGACUUCAGCUCCAAAGAUGAACUCAUCCAGGCUCUUAUUUGUAGCUGUUUCAUUCCUGUAUAUUGUGGUUUAAUCCCUCCUGCCUUCCGUGGUGUGCGUUAUGUGGAUGGUGGAAUCAGUGAUAAUCUGCCCCAGUCGGAGCUGAAGAACACCAUCACUGUCUCUCCAUUCUCAGGAGAGAGUGAUAUCUGUCCAAAAGACAAUUCCACCAGCUUCCAUGAACUGCGUUUCACAAACACUAGCAUACAAGUCAAUCUAGACAACAUGUACAGACUGAGCAAAGCACUGUUUCCCCCAGAGCCCAAAGUGCUGGCAGAGAUGUGUCAGAGCGGGUAUAAAGACGCCUUCCGAUUUCUCCAGGAAAACAAUUUGCUACAGGCGGCAUGUCCAAGAGCAGACAUGGCUCUGAUUCAGGCCACACCCACCUGCUGCUGCCCAGGCAACAAGAAUCCAGUCGUGGUGGAAACCACAAAAGAGUGGGUGCUGCGGAGACUCCGCCUCUUCAGAAAACACCACUGGUGGUUGGAUGAACAGCUUGUCGAUAACCUGCCAACGCCCAUAAAGAAAGUGUUUUGUGACGCCUGCAGAGAAAAGCAUGGUCUUCUGGCACAGGUGACUGGUUUGCUGCCACUACGCGUGGCCUCCUACAUGCUGAUGCCGUACACGCUGCCAGUGGAAUCGGCAUACUCUGCAGCUCAGAGGUUUUGGGAGUGGAUCCCAGAAGUCCCUGCAGAUGUGCGCUGGUUUGCUGAGGUAGCAGGAGGUGUUUACAAACUGGCUUGGAAAGGUGCAGCGUCAGAGACAUGCAGUGGCGCCCCCUUGAGAAGAUGUGUGAGUGAACCGCCAAUGGUAGAUUUACAGAUCACUGACUACAAUGAACACAUACCUCAUUCUGCCAGCACCCUUGAUGGUUACAACUGGACUUUUCCAGAGGACUUUCAUGUGGCUUCUUCUGUCAACCCCCCGGACGGUCCUACCAACAACACCAGCCCCUCUUCUAGGCAGAUGGGCUUUCUAGGCUUUUUCGUUGGCUCACAAAGUAAUAAUGAGAAGCAAAUGGACCAGAGCAGAAACUUUUCAGCUUAGGAAACUAUAUACAAACAUGACUGUCAUGGUCAUGUCAAAUUUAGGUAAUGGGAGAGAUGAGCUUGAGUAGAUAAUUGCUCUGGAAUCCAGCGUCAAGAGUAAAUAUGUCAAGCACUCCUCAUGUGACAUUUUAGACAUUCUCCAGAUGUGCCUUUCUUCUCCAUUCAAAACCAAAGAAGUGUUUUGUAGUUUGAUCAGCCUGUACAUUAUGUUUUGUUGAUGUGGACAGUGUAUGUAUGUCAGAGUUUACAUUGUAAUUGGUGCUAAUACUUCUCUAAGACCUCAAAAUACUUUGAUAUGUGCCAUACAUGUCCGUGCCACAGACGUGUACAAUCAAAUAAACAGUUUGAGCCCA
Molecule: messenger RNA, 1980 nt
Organism: Megalobrama amblycephala (Wuchang bream)
Lineage: Eukaryota; Metazoa; Chordata; Actinopteri; Cypriniformes; Xenocyprididae
Gene: pnpla3
Product: patatin-like phospholipase domain containing 3
Exons: 9
Coding region: 150-1625 (491 amino acids)
Biological process (GO): lipid homeostasis; positive regulation of triglyceride catabolic process; triglyceride catabolic process
Cellular component (GO): lipid droplet; cytoplasm; membrane
Molecular function (GO): triacylglycerol lipase activity
Source: RefSeq, a predicted model, not a curated record